UUAUUGUUUGUGUUGCAGUUGAUUCUGAAUCGCGUUAGCGAUAGGAACUACUCUUUACAGCGGGAAAUAAUAUGUUCCCGCAAGUGUGUUUGUUUAUAUUAUUGUUUAUUAAGUGUUAUGGAUAUCAAGACUCUUGUUGUUCGGAUUACAACCGCUACAGAAUUCCUCAGGAUGUCAUGAUAGACGUGGUCAAUAAUCUAGCAUUGAAAUUACUAGCGAUACACAACGAAGGCAACGAUAACAACAUUGCUAUAUCACCAUAUGGUGCUGUAAGUGUUUUAGUGGCUCUCAAAGAAGGAGUUCGUGGAAGUGCCGCUGCUGAAAUUCAUCGUGCCACUGGAAUUCCUUCGGAUUUAUCAGUUAUCCGCAUUGGACUCCGAGAUAUUCAUCGCCACCUUAAAAGUUAUUUCAUCCCAGAAGAAGGUUUUCUUUCCGGCUUGACUCUAAGUCACGAUAACGUUACAUUAAACAGAGAAUAUGAGGACAUCCUUAGAUUUUAUGGAUUUGAUAUUAAUUCGUUUAACAAUGCGUUAUACCCCGAUUUUUCCACAACCGAAGGAAUUACGAGUACUACAGAAGAAGUUAGUACCACUACUGAAGUUGGUACCACUACUGAUGUUGCUACAAGCACUGCAGAAAUGCUUGUGGCUACAACCGAACAAAGCACUACUACAGAGAAAAUUUCUGAAAAGGAAGAAAUGACGUCUACCAUGACUAGCACAACUGAAAGUGUACCAACAACUACAGAAAAUGCAAGAAUAACUAGAUCAGAAAGACCGAGCACUAUUACAGAAACAGUUCCGACUACCAGCGAAGCCAGUACAACAACACACAGUGAUCUAUUGUUGUCUACAAGUACUAUAACACAAACCACUGUCGAAGAAACCACAACAGGUGGAAACACGGAAGCUUCGACUACGUUAGUUAUAGAGACGACUUCUAGUAGUGACAUAUUAACUACUCCAACAGAACAAAAAAGUACAACUAACUUAGAAGUUACAACAGAGACAACAACUGCUCAAACUGCUUCGGAAACGUCAACUACUUCAAGCCAAACUAGUACAUUAUCCCUUACUAGCACAGAAACGGCGGAAAUCACCCCCUCAACUGAAGAAAUACUUUCCCAAACAUCUACCGAAAAUAAAAUCGUUAGUGAAGAAGAAGUUUCCGAUAGUAGUAUGAUACAGAUGUCAACAACUCAAGCAUUAGAGUCUAGCGAUUCAAGUGACUUAAAUGAUGGAUCAGAAGCGGAAAGUACUACCGAAAUGAGUACGAGUAGUACAACAAUUGUAGUAGAUAGUACUACUAACACUGUCCAGCUAAAUGAUGAAACUACUAAAUAUUCAGAUGAAUCUAAAAAUAAUAAUACUUCACGCAGAAAUGCAAGGUCUGUUGUAGAUUACAUCAUAGCGCGAUAUUAUGACGACCAUGCGAUUACACAAAGACCUCCACCAUAUAAUUCCGAAAAUGAUUUGUACUUCUUGGUUAAUGACAAAUAUAAAGAGACAAACAUUAAUUAUAUGACUUACGAUACAGUUCUGCCCUUCCACUAUAUCUCGCAUCUAAAAACAUUAGCGCUGCGAUUUCCUUUGGAUAGUUCGAAAUAUUAUUUAUUAUUAUUACUUCCUGAGAAUCCUAAGCAAUUAAAUAGAUUAAUUUGUGAUAUAAGACUGAGCAGUAGUUUGAAGUACAUAAUAGACAAUUUAAGAUAUACUCACGUGAAAGCUAUUAUUCCUAGCUUUAUGUUAAAGGGAUAUGUCAUCUUGACCUCUACUUUUCAGAAGAUGGGAAUUAACCGAGUCUUUGAACCAAGACAAGCGGAUUUUUCGCCAAUGACCAGUGACAAAGGCAUCUACGUGACCAACAUCGAACAAGCGAUUACCGUAAACAUUAAAAAUUAUGUAGAUCCGGAUACAAUGAAUAACAAUCGAUAUUUGCAUCGAGCCAAUCCUGUGCUGUUCAAAGCAGAUCAUCCAUUUCUAUAUUUUGUCAUCGACUCGGAAAUAGACGUAACACUGAUGGCGGGGAAAAUCGUCAAUCCACUUAAUUCUAGAAUUAGAUGAUAAAGUCAAGUUUGUAUAGGUUUAUGUAUUAUAAGUUUAAUAAAAACCUUUUAAAUCUA
Molecule: messenger RNA, 2122 nt
Organism: Zophobas morio
Lineage: Eukaryota; Metazoa; Arthropoda; Insecta; Coleoptera; Tenebrionidae
Product: serine-rich adhesin for platelets-like
Exons: 5
Coding region: 72-2063 (663 amino acids)
Molecular function (GO): serine-type endopeptidase inhibitor activity
Source: RefSeq, a predicted model, not a curated record